AUGGAUCCCAAGACACUCCCUCUCACUGCAGACUAUCUCAUCAUCGGCGGUGGGACUGCCGGGCUUGUGGUUGCCUGUCGCUUGUCUGAAAAUUCGGCUUUAAACGUUGUCGUACUGGAAAGCGGCCCCGAUCGCAGCAAAGACCCUCAGGUCCAAAACCCAGACACAUGGCCCAACUUGAGUGGCUCGGACUUGGACUGGGGGUUUAAGAUUGUUCCACAGGCUGGCCUUAACAAUCGCGGCCAGGAUCACUCAGCUGGAAAGGUCCUGGGUGGAUCUUCUGCAAUCAACGGACUGGCCUACGCUCCACCGUCCCCGGCUGGUAUAGAUGCCUGGGCAAAACUCGGAAACUCAAAGUGGGAUUGGGAAUCUUUCCGACCGUAUCUCCAGAAGAGCUACACUGUGACUUAUCCAGAUGGCGUCACUCAUGCGAAUAAUAAAGCUCAGCACAAAUUGGAUGGCCGUAACAUCCAAGUAACAUAUCCCGCCUCGACAGACAAGGCCGCGACCCCACUACUCCAAGCAUGGAAUGACGCAUUCAAGGCUCAGGGCUACGACCUCAAUACCGAUAUUCUGGCAGAACAGAAGACAAUUGGCACCCGUGCCUAUUCUGCCACCAUUGACCCAGACACUGGCCUACGCAGCAGCGCAGAUAACGAAUACGGUACGACCGCAGCAGCUCGUCCAAAUGUGACCAUCAUAACCGAGGCGACGGUGCACCGGAUUUUGUUCAAUUCGCAAGGGGAGAACGUGACCGCCACUGGGGCGGAGGUCACAUAUAAUGGUCAGGCCACAACCAUCAAAGCGGCCAAAGAGGUAAUCAUGGCAGCCGGUGCCUUCCAUACCCCCAAGUUGCUGGAGCUGUCCGGCAUCGGCAAUAAAGAGCGAUUGACCGAACUGGGCAUCCCCGUUGUGAUUGACCAACCUGGAGUUGGAGAAAAUCUCCAAAAUCAUCUGAUGAGUAUCCUCCCAGCUCCUCUAAACCCGCAGUCAAGUCUAGAGGACAUCAAGCCAGGACUCAAAGCACUAGCCUUUGUCAGAAUAGAACCUGGAGAGCAGAAUAAGCUAUUCGAGGCCCAUCCUGACUCUCAAAGUUCGUCAGACAAGGCAAUUCGAUCCAUCAUCCAAAGCCCCAACGAAGCUUCGGCUUUCAUUUUCCUGGGAGUGAGGUCUGCAAGCCUUGCCCUUCUGGGUGCAAUCUCAAGCUUCCCAUUCUCCCGUGGCAGUACACACAUAUCGUCAGCAGAGUUUGACGCAAUGCCUACAGUCGACGCAGGCUUUCUGAAUAAUGAAAUGGACCUUGAGAUUCUUGCUCGGCAUGUUCGUACCCUACACGAGCUGACUACUGCUGAGCCUUUGAAGCCAUUCUUCCAACCGAGUGAAUUAGCCGGUUCUCUUGAUCUGGAAGAGAUCAAAAACAUGUUACGCGGCUCGGCAUUGACAACCAAUCACCUCUGUGGAACCACUGCCAUGCUUCCACACUCUGAUGGUGGUGUGGUGGACCAGGACUUGAAGGUUUACGGCACUUCAAAUUUGCGUGUCGUGGAUGCCAGUGUGAUUCCUCUUAUUCCACAUGCAAACCCGAUCGCUACGGUGUAUGCUGUUGCAGAGAGGGCCGCAGACAUUAUUCGAGGGGUUUAG
Molecule: messenger RNA, 1641 nt
Organism: Penicillium cinerascens
Lineage: Eukaryota; Fungi; Ascomycota; Eurotiomycetes; Eurotiales; Aspergillaceae
Product: GMC family oxidoreductase
Exons: 2
Coding region: 1-1641 (546 amino acids)
Molecular function (GO): oxidoreductase activity, acting on CH-OH group of donors; flavin adenine dinucleotide binding
Source: RefSeq, a predicted model, not a curated record